Molecule: messenger RNA, 3554 nt
Organism: Colletes gigas
Lineage: Eukaryota; Metazoa; Arthropoda; Insecta; Hymenoptera; Colletidae
Product: organic cation transporter 1-like
Exons: 11
Coding region: 1527-3554 (675 amino acids)
Biological process (GO): transmembrane transport
Cellular component (GO): membrane
Molecular function (GO): transmembrane transporter activity
Source: RefSeq, a predicted model, not a curated record
UUGCAAGUGAACUCUUCCCGUGCAUUUUUUCGAUAGUCGAAUAGCAAGGAUACUCAGUUCCGUAACUCAUUCUAAUAAGUAGAUAGAAAACGAAGAAUUACAAGGUUUCUUACUUCGCUACCCUCUUGAGGAUAAUGAAUUUCAGUGGGAGUAUGUUUGAACGUUGCUAAUGCGUUCGCUAGUAAUGCUCAUACGUGCAUAUAAAAUGAAUUUAUUAACUUCUUCAGGGAUAAUGGCAUAUACGUGGUGUCUGGCGAAAGACGUUUCGAUCAAGAACAUAGUUUGCUUUCACGUAAAACCGACCCUGCGGAAUGAAUUAAGAAAAACCAUGGAGAUGACGCACGUCGAUGAUACGUCUAUAUUGAUCAAACUCCGGUUCAAGAGAGAACAACUUGAAACGUACCCUCUCCCUCCAUCGGAAUACAGUAACAGCAUCCUGAGAGGAUGCACGGCGAAUCCAAGUUUGACCAAGGUCCGUAGCGUACGUAGAUAUCGUUCGAAUCGAGGAUCGAUCGGCGAUCGACGAUCGCGCGGAAUACGGUGACCUGGGAGUACGGGUGAGAAGACGGUGCGACGGUGGCCGCGGAGAGGCGGAGGGACGCCGUCGAAGAGGAUGCUCGGGAGGAUCGGAAGAGAGGAGGUGUUCUCGGGCGAUGGCUGAUCGCGGCCGGCGCUAUGCUCGCGGCAUAUAAGAACGCGCGAAGACGUGCGUUCGCCGCGCUUUACGCGAUUCCGAAUUCGACGCUGCUGGCACUUCCGUUCGCGCGACGCUCGCGGGACGCAACGAUCGGCCGCACCAGAACAACGCGGAACGGGAAUCGCGUUCACCAGUUCACCGAGGACAAGCUUCGCGGAGGACGCGGACGCGCUAUUUUCGAUCUCCAAGUGUCCCCUUUUCGAUUUCGCGAACAUUUCGACUCGCCCAGUGCCCAGUGAAGAAACCCCAUCGGGCAUGAAAUCCCUCGAAAGCUUCCGGUAGUUCCGGUGUCACUCGAGAACCCAUCUUACACGGAUUUCUUCGUCUUGUCUUAAACCAAGUUGAACUUUUAACGAGAAUGUAAGAACCAAAAACUUGGAAGAAGGUGGUACCCGACGAAGCACACUGUUUUUGUGCGGUUUGAACAUUUUUCGAGUAUCCGGUGUCGCAGACAGGGCCUUCCAAAAGGAGAAACAGAAAGUUCGAUGGUACCUGACUAGAACUUGGAACGACUCGGUUUCUUGGACUCGAUCAGAGAGACGGAUUCGAUAAGAAGAAGGAUAUCGGUUGGAAGGUGGAAGAUUCGACCGAAAUCUUGCACGAAAGUAUCAAUUGCGAAUAAUUGUAAGGAUCAGAGUGUUUGGAAAGGUAUCGGGAGGGGUGGAUCGGGCGCGAUAGAUCGUAACAAGUCGGCGUCCAUGCCCUCGAGAGCGCGUCGCGGCGGUCAUGCCGCGUGAUUCGAGGGUGCAGGUUUGUCGGGUAACCGUCGCAUCGCGGAGCAUCGCGGUCGAGGUGUCGUUUAAACGCGGCGGAGCCUAACUCCGGAAACAUGAGCUCGAUCGACUUCGACGAGGUGUUGGUGCACGUGGGCGAGAAGGGCAAAUACCAGAACAUUAUGUACUAUCUUCUCUGCAUACCUGCCACUCUACCAGCCGCUUUCCUGGCGUUCUCGCAAGUGUUCGUGAGCGCGUCGCCGGAUCACUGGUGCAGAGUCCCGGAGUUGGAGAACCUGACGGAGCUGAUGACGCUCCAGGAACGGAAGACCCUGUCCGUGCCGUACGUCGAGAAGUCUGACGGGACGCAAAAGUACUCCAAGUGCACGAUGUACGACGUCAACUACACGGCGAUCAUCGAGUCGUGGCUGGGGCACGGGAUCCUCGAGAACGCUACGGACGGGGCAGAGUAUCGAUCGAGGGAUCGGUUGCCAUCGCCGCCUGUCGCUAAUCCUGACUGGCCGGUCACCAAGUGCCAACACGGCUGGAUCUACGACAACCGGGACUACGACAGCACCCUCGUCACCGAGCUAGACUUGGUAUGCGACAGCAGCUGGUGGCCUUCCACCUCCACGACCUUCUUCUACGUCGGCAGCCUGUUCGGGAACGUCGUGUUCGGCUGGAUCGCCGACAAAUGGGGCAGAAGGACGGCCUUCUUCGCCAUAUUGUUUCUCGAGGUGAUAAUCUCGAUCGCCACCAGCUUCAGCCCCAACUAUGUCAUCUACACGGCCCUCAGGACCGUCAAUGGUCUCUUCUUCCCUGCCAUCUAUCAGAUACCUUUCAUUCUAGCCCUCGAGAUGAUGGGUCCAAGGUACAGAACGUUCGCUGGGAUGGUGAUAUGCAUGUUCUUCGCGUCUGCCAUGUCUCUGCUAGCCUUGCUGGGUUACUUGCUGAGGCAUUGGUUCACCCUGUCGCUGGCAACCUCGGUUCCCUUCGUCCUUCUGUUCAGCUACUAUUGGAUCAUUCCAGAGUCGCCUCGAUGGCUCCUCAGCAAGAACAGGAUAGACGAGGCGGAGGAGAUCGUCCAGCGGAUGGCCAAGAUCAACGGAAAAACAGUGCCUAGCAAUUUUCUCAGGAAAAUGGAGGUGGAGAUUCUGAGGAGGCAGGGGAUCUCCUGUAACGGGACCAACUCCGGGGAAAACGAGACGAUGAACAUCGAGGACAGGUCGCCGCCACCAGCAGCGACGCCCAUGGACCUGGUCAGAAACCCGAACAUCAGAAAGAAGUUCUUCAUCCUGGCGUUCGACUGGGUGGCGAACGCUGUCGUUUACAACGGGUUGUCGUACAACACCACGAACCUGGGUGUCUCCGAUUACCUGGCGUUCUUCAUCGGUGGAUUGGUAGAAAUACCGUCUUACGUCGUCACGUGGUACGCGAUGGACAAGCUGGGCAGAAGAUGGGUUCUGUGCCUGACCAUGCUUCUAGGCGGGGUCGCCUGCGUCUCCUGCAUGUUUGUUCCCGAAGCAGACGCUGUCUGGGUGACGGUGUGCCUGGCGAUGAUCGGGAAAUUCGGAAUCGCCGCUUCGUUCGCCGUGUUCUACGUGUUCGUCGGGGAACUGCUGCCGACGGUGCUGAGGUCUCAGGCGAUGGGCAUCGCCUCGUUCAUCGCAGGAAUCGGUUUGCUGGCGUUUCCGUACAUCGUCCACCUAGCCGUCUACUCGAGGGUUCUUCCUCUGAUCAUAAUGGGCACGCUGAGCGUGGCCGGGGCGCUCACGUCCAUCUUUCUCCCGGAAACCCUCAACAUUCACCUGCCACAGACCAUCGAGGAGGGCGAGCUCUUCGGGGCUGACUUCAAGCUCUGGUCCUGCCCAACGGUACCAAAAAAGGGGAAGAACUCGGACAAGUGCGAGGCGGUACCGCUGAGGUUUCUGGUGAACGGCAGGCCAGGGAAUCGCUCCUCGGCGGCGUCCAGGUCGCAGGAGGUCGACCAGGAGGCGGACAACGCCUCGUUUCAGGCCUCGAACGGCCAGGAGGAGUCUCGAGCGUGGAAACCGAGCGCGACGGACGGCAGAGAGGAGAUCGCGGGACUCGAUGAAAAGUGCGUGGACGCGAUAAUCGUCGUCGAACAGAGAAGGACGCAAUGA